CUCCUCCCCCCCCCCCGCUCCCCCGCCCUAGGGCAACGGACGUGGGUUUGUGGUGGACUGUGGCCCGGCUUGAGUGAUCCUUUGACAGUAGCCUGGACGUCAAUUUCCUUCUAUCAAGACUAAUUUAGAACCCAAAUAGACCUUAUAAUGGCGGCGCUAAGCAGCUGUCGCACCGUCUUUCAAAAUUUAAGGAUUCUUGUGUACGUGAAGCCUGGCACCAUAACCUCCUCGGAGUGUCUGUCAACUUCAAGUUCGUCUGUUUCUAGUGUCAUACCAUCUCCUAGGACUGUUAUCGCUGAAAAAUUCAAGAGAGCUAUGGAUUGGUACGAGGAGGUGACCGGUAUCAGGGAAGUACGUCUGUCGCAAGAAAAAGUUUUGAAAGCAGAAGACCGUUUUAUAGCUGCUCAGGACGCUCGUCGAGACAUUAGCAAAGAACUGUCUGCAGUGAGGGACAGAUUGAAAGACAUUUAUGCUGAACUGGACCAGACAUCUCGUGGGGAAGACCGCUAUGUCCUUCUUAUCACUCAAGAACACAAAGUUCUCAAAGAUGAGAGAAGAUUAGCCGAUCAGUUCAAUCGCUGUGAACAGGAGGAGCGAGAAAAUUUUUCUACUUUAUCUUCCGCAGUUAAGGAAAGCCAUGAAAAGGAAAGGAUUCAGGCAGAAAGGACUAAGUACUGGUCAAUCAUUGGUUCUAUUAUAGGCACAAUGAUUGGCAUUGGUGGUAGUUCUAUUAACAAUGAAUUUAAGAUGCGAGAGUUAAGGAAGCUCGUGAAAGAAUCUGCACAAGCUACCAUACUGUCGCGUCAAGAAGCAGAGGUACCCAAAGAUUUGAUCAUGAUCACAGAUAAUGUUCGGGAACUAUCACUACAGUUGGUUCAAGAACAAGCUAAUAUAUUGGAUACAAUUAAGGAACAUAACAGUGCUAUGGGAAAGCAACUUGAGCAAGUUCAAAAAUUUACUGAGAGUCAAAUAUAUGUUACAGGGGAUGGAGUAGCAUUAAAUAUUGAUCAACUCCUAGAAACACAACGGAAAGAAAAUAGAAUUUUAGCUAUUGUUUGUUUGUCUUCUGUAGUGUGUAUUAUGUUUGUUACAAAAAUAUUUAGUUAGGUAUCUUAAGAUAAGAAAUCAUGAGUAUAUUAUGUGUCUAAUAAGUGUAAGGUGAAAUUGUGCACGGAACUGUAUUUGAAUCUUGCCAAUUUAUCCAGUGAAAGGAUAAUAGUUCUGAAUAGAUGUGAAUAAUCGACCUAUUUGAUUUCUAUGUUGUUCCUGUUUUAGGGAAUUGGUUUACAUGGUAUCAUUAAACAAUUUUAAUACAUUAACCUUAA
Frankliniella occidentalis (western flower thrips) is the source of this 1325-nucleotide messenger RNA. Its product is annotated as mitochondrial potassium channel-like. NCBI's taxonomy places the organism in Eukaryota, Metazoa, Arthropoda, Insecta, Thysanoptera, Thripidae. The record is from RefSeq and is a predicted model, not a curated record. Bases 148 to 1107 code for a protein of 319 amino acids. The transcript has a single exon.